Cucurbitaria berberidis CBS 394.84 is the source of this 972-nucleotide messenger RNA. RefSeq lists its product as uncharacterized. NCBI's taxonomy places the organism in Eukaryota, Fungi, Ascomycota, Dothideomycetes, Pleosporales, Cucurbitariaceae. The transcript is spliced from 2 exons. The coding region runs from base 1 to 972 and encodes 323 amino acids. The record is from RefSeq and is a predicted model, not a curated record.
AUGUUCUCAUUUAUUCGCUUUAUUGCUAUCAUCACUCUUGCGCGCUGUGUCUGCACAGGCGUGCAGAAAAACCUUGAGAGUCCUUUUGGACUUACGUUCAGCCCAACUGCUAUUAUCGCUUCCAGAUUUAACGCCUCUGGAGCCGUCGAGGUGACUAGACAUCCAGUCAGUCCUGAGUACCAAGCAUACUACGACAAUGCAGUCCACGGAGAUGGGUCACCGAUCGGCACUCGCUACAUGAACAAUGCGACCGCCAUGCUCUAUCACGCCGUUGUUCCAGUUUCCGAGAGCUUGCGCAAGCAGCUAGGUCAUUCACCUGAAUAUAGAGCUCUCUUUUUACCUUCAGUGUUUGAUUAUAAUAUGUGGAAUGCUGCCAUUGAGGCCGUCGCUCCGAACAACCCCCUAGAUCGAUUUAUCAAGUUUGGCUCGUUCCAACAAGCUGCCUGCCACGGGUAUGGGUUUCUUCAAGGAGAGCAUCUUGGUCGAGCACCUGAAGAACAUAACAACGACGACGGCCCACCAAAUUUGAUCUUAUUCCUGGAGUACGAGAAAGACUAUCUUUUUGCCUGGCUCCUAGAAGUGGCCUUCGAAUAUGGAACGUUCCCUGUCGCUCAUCAGAAAAUUUGCAAGGAGUGUGGAGAUAGGUUCCGCGAGAAUAAUGGCAUACAAGCACACGAAAAACGAGUAAGCGCAUUCCUCGACAGUUUGAUCCAGGAGGCUUUGCAGAUAUACGAACGCGAUAGCAUCCGAGCGAUCGUAAUUGCUGGCGAAGCAUCCUCGCUGGGGAUUACCAAUCUUAGCAUCAUGGCAUACAGGGCGGUAGGAACGCAAAUGGUAAGCGUGAUGACAGAAAUCGCCCCAACAGAUGUGGUAGCACAUGGCGCUGCUGUAUGGGCGCGGCUGGUACAACAGUUCCCAGAUAAUUUUGUUACAGAAUCUGGAAACAAGAUUGUAGAGCACGAUGAGCUGUAA